UUCAGGUGCUAGUCUUCCUAAACAUCCCAUGACGGUCGUACCGAGCCCGUAUAUGUCGACCUUCGAGCGUCUGCUUACCACUCUGUCGUACGAGAGCAGCGUUUCACGCAAGAGUAGACUGACGCCAAAAGAGGAGAUAACAAGUUGAGGAGGCGAGACAAUGGAAAGGACGAGCGCAGGUAAUUGGCCAUAUGGCACCUUCUAUCCUAAUAAUUCGAGAAGUGGAAGCAAAACACCGUGUCUGGGAUGUCAGUGGAAUCAGCAAGGAGAGACAAGUUGGACUUAUUCGGGUCUUCGGAUUCCACAUAAGGCCGUCCGGCGUGGAUGAAGGUGCCGAGAAGGGAGUGGUAUCGCAACCUCGAGCUUUACCACCUCGACAACCGAAGGACUUCUUGCCAUACAUGCGGUGGCAGAAUCAUGAAGCUUGCUAUACUGGAGGGUAUUACUCGCAGACAUAUUCGAUUGUCCGCACCGACACUCGUCGACACCGUAACACGCAAUGUUCAGCCCAAAACGACCCAAGGGAGCGCCUGCUGCGUUGAAUACACCAGCUGAUGGUAUUCCGUCAGCACCAAACCCCGGAACUGAACGAGCACGGACGGAGCGAGCGCCUUACCGCCGUUUCUUCGGGAACCCGGGUGCUACAAUAGUUCGAUAAUAGUGAGUAAAUACAUAACCCC
Durotheca rogersii is the source of this 680-nucleotide messenger RNA. RefSeq lists its product as uncharacterized. Lineage: Eukaryota; Fungi; Ascomycota; Sordariomycetes; Xylariales; Xylariaceae. The record is from RefSeq and is a predicted model, not a curated record. The transcript has a single exon. Bases 192 to 542 code for a protein of 116 amino acids.